AUGUCACUACUUAAACGUAGAAAACUAGCCAAAACGAUACACUCCAACGCCCUAUUCUCCAAAGGACAAUGCGAGACUGGACAGUACCGUUUCCUGGCGAAAUCGGGUGGUUACUCUUGGGUCCAAACUCAAGCCACCGUGAUCACCGACAAGCAGCAGAAACCUAUCAGCGUCGUCUGUGUCAACUACAUCAUAAGCGGUAUCGAGUGCAAAGAUGAGGUGUUUGCCGCACACCAAGUGCAGCACGCCGAUUUGAAACCAAAGCUGCCAGCUGUCGCGUCGCCGGGCGUCUCCUUCCGUGCACCCGUCGAACCGCUCGCUAACGGCGCUAUAGUCGCCAUCGUUCCGCCGGAGGAAGAACGACCUAUACCGGUCACGGAACUCAUAUUCGCACCGAGAAAGAAAGAAAUGAAUAAAGGCUUUCUCAUGUUCUCCCAAGACGAGGGACUUACAAUGCUUAAAGACGAGCCGGAAGAUCUGACACAUUUGGCGCCCACCGCCGGUGACGCUUGUAUUCCACUGGAGAACAGUCCUUUUGAUAUGUUCGAUGAGUUUAUAUUGAGCGAUAACUAUUGUAGUUUGCUCGGCGAUGAUUUAGCUAACGGAUCGCCGGUAGAUCCUCUAGCUCCCGAUCCCUCAUUACUAUCAUCGCCUGAAUCACAGGAAAAUGAUUCGUCUUGCGAACAAUCCUCAUUACUGACAGAGCUGUCGCUGGAUGCUUUCGAUAAUACAAGGUCGGACGAGAUUGACGACAGCAAUUCGCCAUUUAUACCUAUAAGCGAUGAGCUUCCCGUGCUGGAGCCGGCUGUCAUGUGGGGAGCCCUGCCUGACAGUGUUAGCCAGGCCAGACCGCAACCUUCCGAGACGCACACAUCACCGGCACCGGCAUUACAACGCUUACUCACGGGUCCGCCCCCUCAGGAUCUCAUUACCAGCAUAUACUCAGACCAAGGUCUAAUGCCAAGCAGAAGCAUAUCAACUUGGGAUACGGGAGUGAAACGUGUGAUGAAAGAGGAAGAAGAGCCUAGUGCCAAACGCGUGAAGCGUAGUCCCUCCCCAGUUGCACCAAAACCGAAAUCGCAAUCGUCGAGUGUCCUCAUGAACCUCCUGGACAUCCCUCAACAGUCCGCGCUACAUAAGCCGCCCAUGAAAGCAAAUUAUCAAAUCUUACAAAACACACAAAUAUUAGGGCUCCAGAAUGUACUACAUAGAAACAUGCAAGUGCCUAUCAUAAACAUAACGCAGGCCGCUCCUAACAAACAUGUGAUGCGCGCCAGUACUCCCAUCAAUCAAAUGCGAACAAACAUGACAACCGGCCCUAUGUCCCCGCUCAGUCUCAACAUAGGCAGCCCGAUGUACUCCCUGCCUUCCAGCCCUAACAGCUAUUCCAGUCCCGCCAUGAGCCCAGCGCAGAGAGAACGCGUUAUGAGUCCUUACUCCACACCACAAUCCUUAUCCCCAGUAGGUAAGUUCCAUCAGAUGUACAGCCCAGGGCAGAGGAUGGUGUCUCCAACCGGCGUCAUACAGGGAUCAGACCCGUAUCUGACGACGAAAAUGCAGCCAAGCCCAGGUUUCCCGAUGCAGGUGAACGAUAUGCUACUGGACACGAACGUGCAACUCACAACAUCGGAUUUCUGGGCCGACCCGGAGUUUCUUCAGGGGACCAGCGACCUGUUAACUGCUUUCGAUGACGUCAAACUUGGGUAGACGCGUGCCGUUUUUAAUGUAUGUUGAACGUAUGAAUGUGGAGUGAUUUCGAGCUAGGAACACUGGUGAGAGGAUUCAUUUCUCCCCUUUUGAAUCAUUUUCUAUGUUUCGAAGGGUAAUGAAGCGUAUGAAAAAUAAAGAACUGAAUUAUGAAUGUAUGUACGAGAUUGAACUCCCACAAACAUUCUGACGGAUGGAGUAAUUUUAUGAAUCGAAAUCACUCGAAUGAAUACAGGGCCGGAAAUUGUAAGGAGCGGUAGUUAAGGCUUUCCAACCAAGAAGGAUUCCAGAAGGGUCUCUGUAUUUUUUUACCAAAGUCUACUAUGAAGAAGAUCAUAGAUUUAAUACGAUUUAAUAAAGUCAGUCAUUGACUUGUGUAUUUGGAGUCCUUCCUAAUGCAAUAUCUUACAAGCCUUUCUCCGUCCGAUAUGUGGCCCGGUACGAUCCCAUAUCAACAAUUGAUUUUAAUUGUUGACAUGUAAUUUUUAACUUUUUUACAAUUUAUAAAGAUCGAUUAUAACAAAAUCAGGGCAGAUGAUAAAGCUUAUUUGUUUUUAAUGAUUUGAACAAUUAAUAUUGAAAUUAUAUAGAAUGUUUAAAAUUAUAGAUUUAUUAUUAAUUUUUUUAUUAUUCGAUAAUCGU
Molecule: messenger RNA, 2349 nt
Organism: Bombyx mandarina (wild silkworm)
Lineage: Eukaryota; Metazoa; Arthropoda; Insecta; Lepidoptera; Bombycidae
Product: hypoxia-inducible factor 1-alpha-like
Source: RefSeq, a predicted model, not a curated record